GCGCAGAUAAUUACUGUUUGAAACGGAAAAGAGGCAGCGUUAAGCCUUUACUUUCUUGUCUGUGUAAAAUAAAAAUAAUAACGCGUCAUUCUACGAUUCCUUUCAGAAACUCCUUAUAUAACGGGGAAUGGCUUCCGUUUCCAAAUCCUUCCUCGCCGAUGCCGGCUAUGGGGAGCAGGAAUUGGAUGCCAAUUCCGCACUCAUGGAACUGGAUAAAGGUCUUCGAUCUGGCAAGUUGGGAGAACAAUGUGAGGCUGUUGUCCGUUUUCCAAGACUCUUUCAGAAAUAUCCAUUCCCAAUUUUAAUUAAUUCAGCAUUUUUAAAGCUAGCUGAUGUUUUCAGAGUUGGUAACAACUUCCUGAGGCUGUGUGUUCUGAAAGUGACCCAGCAAAGUGAGAAGCACUUGGAAAAGAUCCUGAACGUGGAUGAAUUUGUGAAAAGAAUUUUCUCAGUUAUUCAUAGCAAUGAUCCAGUUGCUCGGGCAAUCACAUUAAGGAUGCUAGGCAGUAUGGCUUCCAUUAUCCCUGAGAGAAAGAAUGCACAUCACAGUAUUCGCCAAAGCCUUGACUCGCAUGACAACGUUGAAGUUGAAGCUGCCAUUUUUGCUGCAGCCAAUUUUUCUGCCCAGUCCAAAGAUUUUGCUGGAGGAAUAUGUAACAAAAUAAGUGAAAUGAUUCAAGGUUUAGCCACUCCGGUAGACUUGAAACUGAAGCUGAUCCCCAUUCUGCAGCAUAUGCACCAUGAUGCCAGCCUGGCUUCCAGUGCACGACAGCUGCUUCAACAAUUGGUGACAUCCUAUCCAUCUACUAAGAUGGUCAUUGUGACUUUGCACACAUUUACCUUGCUUGCUGCCUCUUCUCUGGUUGAUAUCCCCAAGCAGAUAGAACUCUUACUGCAGUACAUGAAGAAUGACCGAAGAGAGGCUGUAAAGAGGCUUGCUAUCCAAGAUUUAAAGCUGCUUGCAAAAAAAACACCACAUACUUGGAACAACGAGAACAUUGAGGCCUUGUGUGAAUGUGCUCUUCAAACUCCUUAUGACAGCUUGAAACUAGGCAUGCUCUCUGUACUUUCUACCCUGUCAGAUACAAUAGCCAUCAAACAGUACUUCAGCAUUGCUCCAGGAGCAAAGUCUACUACAGCAAGGUCAUCUGAUCUAGUCAAGCUUGCCCAGGAAAGCUGUUAUCAUAAUAAUCAGAAUAUUGCAGCACAUGGAGUACGUGUUCUGACAAAUAUAGCUGCUUCUUGUCAAGAAAAAGAACUUUUGCCAUUGGAACAAGAUGCAGUCUUUGGCCUUGAAUCUCUUCUUGUUCUUUGUAGCCAAGAACCAUGUUCAUCUCCUGAAACAACCUUAAAGAUAGUACUUAUUUGUAUGGUGAAGCUGGCCAAGAGUCGCCCCCAUCUGAGCCAAUCCAUCGUGGAGUCCUUGUUGACACAGCUGCCUCGUGCUCAGGAUGCUGCUAGAAUUCUCAUAUGCCAUUGUCUGGCAGCCAUUGCCAUGCAGUUACCCGUCUUAGGAGAUGGAAUGCUGGGAGACCUAAUAAAUCUCUAUAAAGUGAUUGGCUGUUCUGCUGCCAAUAAACAGCAAGAGCUUUUGGUUUCUCUUGCUACUGUGAUAUUCGUCGCCAGUCAGAAGACAUUAUCUUCUGAAGUGAAAGCUGUUAUCAAACAACAGCUUGAAAAUGAUUCAAAUGGGUGGACAGCUUAUAGGAUAGCCAGGCAAGCUUCAAGAAUGGGCAAUCAUGGCAUGGCCAAAGAGCUUUAUCAAAGCCUGCUGACUCAGGUAGCUUCAGAACACUUCUACUUCUGGCUGAACAGUCUGAAGGAGUUCUCCCAUGCAGAGCAGUGCUUAACCGGGCUGCAAGAGGACGAUUACAGCUCUGCCCUUUCUUGCAUUGCUGAGUCACUAAAAUCUUAUCACAAAGGAAUAGCUUCUUUAACGGCUGCCAGCACACCACUUAACCCUUUGAGCUUCCAGUGUGGGUUUGUUAAACUACGCAUUGACCUUCUCCAAGCUUUCUCUCAGCUCAUUUGCACCUGUAAUAGCCUGAAGACUAGUCCCCCACCUGCCAUUGCCACAACAAUUGCCAUGACUUCAGGCAGUGAUCUCCAGCGAUGUGGUCGUAUUUCCAACCAGAUGAAACUCUCCAUGGAAGAAUUCAGAAACCUUGCGGCAAGAUACAGUGAUCUCUAUCAGUCUUCUUUUGAUGCAGACUCUGAAACUCUGAGAAAUGUGGAACUGCAGCAGCAAAGUUGCUUAUUAAUAUCACAUGCAAUUGAAGCUCUGAUCUUAGAUCCCGAAUCUGCAAGCUUUCAGGAAUAUGGCUCUGCUGGAUUGGCCCAUGCUGCAAGUGAAUAUGAAAGGAGAAUGAUGUCUGUCUUUGGCCAUGUGUUAGAAGAAGUGGAAGCCCUGAACCGAAAAUAUACACCAGUAUCCUACAUGCAUACAGCUUGUUUGUGCAGUGCAGUCAUUGCCUUGCUGAAAGUUCCCUUGUCAUUUCAGAGGUAUUUUUUUCAGAAGCUACAAUCAACUAGCAUUAAGCUUGCCCUAUCACCCUCUCCACGUAACCCUACUGAGCCCAUUGUGGUUCAAAAUAACCAGCAACUGGCAUUAAAAAUAGAGGGAGUAGUCCAACAUGGCUCCAAACCAGGCCUUUUCCGAAAGAUUCAAUCCAUCUGUCUAAAUGUAUCGUCAACCCUGCAGAGCAAAUCUGGACAAGAGUACAAGAUACCCAUCGACAACCUAACUAACGAGAUGGAACAGAUGGUGGAGCCUCACAACGAUUACUUCAGCACACAAUUCCUCUUGAACUUCAUUGUUGUUGGCACCCAUAGCAUCACAGUGGAGUCCUCAGUUCGAGAUCUCAAUGGCAUUAUAUGGAAGACAGGGCCAAAAACCACACUAUUGAUUAAGUCGCUUGAAGAUCCAUACUCCCAGCAGAUUCGGCUUCAACAACAGCAGGGGCAGCAGCUGUCUCAACAACCACAGCAGCUGCAACCACAGCCACGGACAGCAUACUCCCGUUUUUAGCUCUCAUAUCAGUCAAGGACCUAUGUCAAAGGCAUUACAGUUUGUUUGGAAAUUUUUCCUUUCCCCAGGGUUCACAUUUCUUCCUCUAUAACAGCAGCAGUCUUGAUUCUUCUUUGUUUCCUUAAGCACAAUUUGUAUCUUUGAAAUGCUGUGGGAUCACUAAUAUGACAGUAGAUUAAGGCAAUUCAUGUGGCAAACCGGUUAUAUAAAGUGGUUCUGCUUGAAGUUCCAGUUAUCAUCUUCAUCUCACUUCAUUACAGUUUUGCCCUUGUGAUGUAAAACAAGUCUUAGCUGAACUUAAAAAAAAACCCCAGUUUCAUAUGAUGUCUUUCAUAUACAGGGUUGUCAGUCACUAAAAGAAUGGGAUGGACUGAUGUUCUCUAAAAGCUUCUUAUGAUAACUUUCUGCUAGAGCAGCUCAUCUAACCAAGAUUCAGUGCAUGUGAUGAAUUGUAGUUGCAUAAUUACAUAACACAGCCAAUCACUUUAGUCUAGUUUCAUCCCUUCUUUCUUCAGUUAUGUUCUACUUAAAGAACAUUUUAUCUGAAUUAUUUCUUUAUGAAGAUCAUUAUGGAGCCUGAAAUAAGAAUAGUUUUGACUGGUAUCCCAAUUCAUCCAUCUUUAUCUGCACUGCCUGUGAGAAAUCUUUCUUGGUGAGUGAACAAGUAGAUAUGUAAGAAUUUCUUUUAUUCCACUCAUAAUAGCUCUUUGAAUUAUCCAAAUCCCACUUCCUGCUCUAUAUGAUUUUUCUUAUUACAAUAUUAUUUUGAAUACCCUGUUUCCCCAAAAAUAAGACCCUGUCUUAUAUUUUUUUGAACCCCGAAAUAAGUGCUUAGCUUUAUUUUGGGGGGAGGUCUUAUUAUUUUGGGGCAUGUGGAGCAAGAUGGGGGUCCUCUUGCCGUCUUACCUGAUUUCCACCUCUGUCUCCCUAACCGUAACCCGAGGAAAUGGCGGGGACCGGCUGCACAUGCACUUAAAUAUUUUCGGGAAGGGCUUAUUUUCAGGGAGGGUUAUUUUAGUGCAUGAGCUCAAAAGCCCAAUUGGGCUUAUCCGAGGAGGUCUUAUUUUCAGGGAAACAGGGUAUACUAUACCUAGGAAGUAUUCCCCCUCACCCUCAAAAUAAUACUAUCUUGAUUUAAAGUAAAUAUAUAAUAUAAUACAUCCAAAAAUUGGAGAAUUUUGAUACAAACAUCCACAUUGAAAAAGUGGCAAUACUCCUUAAAAAGAGAAUACAUUCUAAAGUAGAACAGUGAUAGAAGGACAAUGCAUGACCGCUAACCUGUAAUCUGAAAGGGAUGCACUUUGCCUGCUAUUAUUAGUUCCUUCCUUAUACAGGCUUAAUAAGUAUCCUGUUGAGAAGAUUCUCGCAUUACCUACUUCAUGAAUAAAAACUAGCUGAUAUAAAAAAAAGUGAGUGGAUCUGAUCACUGAUGGGCAUAUACCAUAAAUGGUAGUAACAAAAGAGAAAUUGUCCUUUGCAAUGGGCCUAGGCCUCUUUUCAAUUGAUAAUUAAUUAGUUGUUCGGUUGUGGAGAGUUACAAUCAUGUUGUUGGAGAUCCUCACUGUCUCAUUUAAAGUGAGUUAGGGAAUGUGUGUUUGUGUGUGUGUUUAUGUGUGUGUGGUAAUUGCUUUUUUACUGAGAGGGGCUUUUUAUACUGAUGGUAGGGAAAUUUCUCAAAUAGAUUUUUAUUAAUUAAAUUGUUGUGUAGCCUUUUUUAUGUACAUGCCAAUUUAAUAAAUUGUUUUAAGUUUUCAUUUAGGUAUUAAAAAUGGUAUUCUUUGUGAAGAAAAAAGGCAUUAUACACCCAUAUACUCACUAUCCAGUCAACAGACUUGUACACACACCUUAAUAAUGAAAUAAACACCACAUCCCAAUGCAUAUUGCAGCUCUAAGAAUGCUUGAAUCUGGACAGAACCAACACAGUUCUAAUUUUCAUAACUUCAGAAAAAGUCUGCUUUGGUAUGAUAAUUUUGAAAACCAGUAUUUAUUUAUUUAUUCAAUUUAUAUCCUGCCUUUCAUCCAGGAGCUCACAGCAUAUAGAUAGAUACUUUCCCCACAAUAACACUCCUAUGACAUAGAUUGAAUUGAAGGGGACUGAUUGGCCAAAAGUCAAUAAGAUUCUGUGGAGGAGGGUGACUAGAAAUGGAGUCACCCAAUUCAAGUCCAACUCCUUAACCAUUAUAUCAUGUAGCUUCACUCUAUUAGAUCUAGUGGUUACUUUUCUCCUUGUCUCUAGCCCAUUUCUCCCUUUCCCCCUCCUCCUGAAGUAUGGAUAUUAGUUUAUGACAAAGCAUUGUCAUAAUUAUUCAUGGUUCAUAAAAUAAUGAUGUUAGACCGAUUUCCAUUCUAUGUUUUGAGAAGACGUUUAGACCUCCUUUUCCACAAACUUAGCAAGAGGAGGAUUUUUUGCAACUUAAAAAAAAAAAUCAAUGGAAGCAAUUUUCCCAAGGUGUCUUGUUUUGGGGAGUGAACUGAAGAGUGGGAGAGGAGGCUGCAGGCCUUUGGAGAGAUUAAUGUAAGCAGAAGGAAGAACAUACAUGCACCCUUUAGCUGUAUUGUAAUUAAAUAAGGGCAUGAACACCACAUUCUACCCAUGAGAUUUUCACUAAAAUUCUGAAAAUUUCCAAAAUUGAAAUUUUACAAUUGCUAAUUUAAUACAUUAGUAGUAAAUCACUUCCAGUGGCUUUAUAGCAGAAUGAUACAUGUAGUUUGUGAUGGAAUUUAGUUAGAUUACCUGUUUGUUGCUGACAACCAGAUCUGAUUUCCUGAUACUAGGGAAAAAAACACCCAAAAUAGUUAUUGUGUGCCUAAAUAUUUGCUUCAAUGCAGUGCUGGACUAGAUGAACUUCAGCAAAUUGAAAGUGAAGGCAUGGUCCAAUUAAAAAAACUUCCUAUCAGGAAGAGCAGUUUGACAGUAGAACUUAUUACUUGUAGAUUGUUAAUUGGUGGUAUUACACAGAGGCAAGCCACUGCAGUAAGCUUCCAUGUCCCAUGAAACUCCUUCCUUCUGAAACACCAUGCCCUAAAAAUGAUGUAUUUUAGUGUCAUAAAAGUGAUUGUUUUUAUGUUGAUCUUCCUCAGCUGUCAACUUCCCUCAUAUCUGUAUGCAUUUGAUGUCAUACACAUGUAUACAAAGAUGGGGCGUCAGCUGCACUGUCAUGCUUGGUUUCCUGACCUUUUUGACUUCUCCUUCAGAUGACCCAGAGCUACUACUAUAGUGUUGAUCCAUAUAAAUUCCAGGCUGUCAUCUGACCAGCUUACAACCAUUAAUAAUCUUGUCUGUUUUCGAUCAUCUAUUCGAAAAUGUGUAAGAUAGAAGAAGGGGAGGGAGAAUGUUUAACUUUAUUACAUAUGAUUAUGGUUAAUUUUUGUAAAUGAUUUAUUGUGGAUAUAAAUGUGUAAUUUUAGGGGUACUAUAUGAUAUAUUAAAGGUAUAAAGGAAUAGGAUGAUGGAAUAUUGUUUAAUUUUGGAGGAUAGAUAGUAAAAUUUAGGAAUUUGGAUAUAUUAUAUUUAAGAGAUGGAUGUAAUGUUAAUUAGAAUGUAAUUGUUAUAAUAGAUAUAUUUUGGAUAAGUUAUAGGUGUAAUUUUAAUAAUGUUAUUUGAUAUAAGUAAGGUAAAGUGAAGAUUUUAAUUACUACAAUUGAUACUUUGGAUAUUUGUAAUAUUAUUUGUUGUAUAUAUAAAUGUUAAAGAUGUGAAAAGAUGGACUAUUGCUUACCCCUGAAGGUUGGACAGAAAAAUUAAAGAAACUAAGUUGGAAAUAUGAACUAUUUUUGAGAGACUGCUAAGGGAAGAAAGACAUUUUAGAAGAACCCUUGGUGAAUAUUGGAAGAUGGAACGUUGUUUUGAUAUUGAUUGAUGAAGGUUGGA
Messenger RNA from Ahaetulla prasina, 6899 nucleotides. RefSeq names its product integrator complex subunit 7 (gene INTS7). The transcript has 20 exons. NCBI's taxonomy places the organism in Eukaryota, Metazoa, Chordata, Lepidosauria, Squamata, Colubridae. Bases 128 to 3028 code for a protein of 966 amino acids. The record is from RefSeq and is a predicted model, not a curated record. Gene Ontology annotation, cellular component: integrator complex. Gene Ontology annotation, biological process: snRNA 3'-end processing.